ACUUGAGUACACUACAAUUCGAUAACAAGUGCACUGUAGAGUAGUUGGGCGUGAGUGAAUGACUACUGUGAGAAUUAAAUAAAAUCAUUCGCGCUUGCCAACUUCUUACUAAGUAGCUGUGCGUUAAGUUUUAAUAAAAAUAAUAUACCUACAAAUCAUUAAAAAAUGAUUUCUCGUGUCUUUUUUAUUAGUGUCUUCUGCGCCAUUAGCUUUAGUGCUGUUAUAUCAUCGAAUCGCCCUGAAUUAAAUCUAAAUGUGGUUAACCCUGGGUCUCGAUACCCUCCGACCAAAGGAGAGGUAUGGCCGAAACCGCAAUUUGAGAGGAAGAAAAAUACUUAUUAUUUAUUUAAGCCGUCGCAGUUUCAUAUUAGAGCAGUUACAAAUACCUGCGACAUAUUGAAGAAAGCAAUUGAAAGAUAUUCGUUUACAUUACGAACCUAUUUCAACAUCGCACGAUGGACGAAAGAAAUCAAAUCGCGAGAAAACACAAAAUCGUCCAAAGUACACCAUUCCACCGUAGACACCAGAGGAACUAUACAAGGGCUAGACAUCUAUUUGACAUCACCCUGUGAAGAUUAUCCGUAUCUGGGAAUGGAUGAGAGCUACGACCUCACUGUGAACCAAACAUCAUCUCUCACAUCUAAUUCAAUAUGGGGCAUCCUAAGAGGCUUGGAAACGUUUUCACAUUUAUUCUACUUAACCGAUGAUUCCACUGAAGUCCGGAUAAAUAGGACCGUGAUAUUAGAUUACCCGCGGUACCAUCAUCGUGGGUUAUUAUUAGACACAUCUAGGCACUUUAUAUCACUGAACAACAUUAAGAAGACUUUGAACGCUAUGUCCAUGAACAAAAUGAAUGUUUUUCAUUGGCACAUAGUUGAUGAUGAGAGUUUCCCGUAUCAGAGCGAGAGAUACCCUGAAAUAAGUGCACGAGGAGCAUUUCAUCCAUUAAUGGUGUACUCGAAGGCCGAUAUUCAGACAGUGAUCGAGUACGCCACUGAGAGAGGAAUAAGGGUUGUUCCGGAGUUCGACGUACCUGGUCACACUCGUUCUUGGGGUGAAUCUUACCCUAGCAUUUUGACUAAAUGUUAUCGUGACGACAAAGUUGUUGGUUUGGGGCCUAUGGAUCCGACGAACAAUGACACCUACACGUUACUUCGAAACUUGAUCGCUGAAAUACAAGAAUGGUUCCCGGAUAAGUACUUCCACGUCGGUGGCGACGAAGUGGAUUUGAAUUGCUGGUCCUCAAACCCAGACCUCAUUAAGUACAUGGAAGACCAUAACAUCGACAAGAAUCAGCUUCACGGACUCUUCAUGGAGAAAGUCAUACCAUUAUUAAAAGUUGACUCGACAGCCAUCGUUUGGCAAGAAGUCUUUGAUGAAGGUGUGCCCUUAAAUAAGGACGUGUUAGUGCAAGUUUGGAAAAACUAUCCCGAACAGGAAAUGGCAAAGGUUCUCAAAGCAGGACACAAAGUACUGUUCUCAUCGUCAUGGUACCUCGACCACAUCACGGACGGGUGGAAGGACUACUACCAACAUGAUCCAAGGACCAUGUUGGCGUCAUCUGUUGACGAGGGGCUCAAACAGAAUGUUAUAGGCGGAGAGGCUUGCAUGUGGGGCGAAAUGGUUGAUGAUUCUAAUGUUAUCAGCAGAGUAUGGCCUCGGGCAAGCGCUGUGGCCGAGCGUCUUUGGAGCCCUAUCACAUUGACCGACAGUCAACAACAAGACGCGUUGAACGACGCAGUCCACAGACUAGAAGAACACGCUUGUCGCAUGAACAGGCGAGGUGUGGCUGCACAACCACCAAAUGGGCCAGGGAAAUGCGUUACUUUCAAUAAUCUUUGAUUUUUUUUAAUGAUUUUUAUAAAUAGGUAUAAAAUACCACAAAAUAUAUGCAAAGUUUGAUUGAAAUAUUUUAUUUUUCUCUUUAGGACUUACUCUCACUGUUGAUCUAAAUUAUUUCUUGAGCUUAUUUCUUUAUGUAAAUAUUCACUCUACUCUCAUCAUAGGGUUUUCCCGGUUGAACUCUCUAUUAUUAUUUUUUCUUAAAAAAAAAACAAAAAAAAAGAUACAUAUAAGCAUACUACAGUAAACCUGAUGGUAACUGAUCACACCGAAGAUCACGCGAGACUUUUUACGUGAUUCGUAGCACUAUGUGUGUGGUAUGAAGAACUCGAGGAAGCUGUGCAAAUGAUUUAUCAAAGAAACUCAAUAUUAUUAUGGGCAAAAUAUAUCAUCUAUUUACAUUUUAAAAACAAAUAAAAUGCUGGUAUGAACAAUAUUUCUUAAAAUAAUACGAGUACUGAGAAAAAUCAUGCAUUUUAAACAUAAUAAACGUACAGGCAUUGUGUACGGAAUGAUAGCCAUUAAACUUGAUAUAGAACAAAGUGGAUAAGCUUGCCAUCUAUUUAAGGAUGAAAGGACGACAAUCUUCUAUUGGCCUAGUAAAUACCUGGUUUCAAGUAUUCUUAUUCACGUAUCUAUAAAAUAGAACGAAGAUGCACAAAGAUAUUUUUACGAGACUUCAAACAUUUAUUCAAUGAUAUCAAGUAUCAUUGAAAACAUUUUAUUCACAUUACAAAUUAUUUCGAAUUCCAAAUUAGUUUUAACCUGCUGUAGAAAAGGAGAUUUCGCAUUCAUAUGCUUUUAAAUGUGUGUUCGCAGAGAACUUCGUCGUUAGUAAACCGAUUUUGAUGAUUAUUUUGUAUUGCUAUUAAAAGCUUGUUAAAAAAGCCGUUGGUUAAUUGUUUGAAACAUUUUAAUGUGAUGUAUUAUCUUGCUCUUUUACCGUUACAUUCCUAUAAAUAGAGGCAAGUGGAGCUAAAUCUCUACGAAAACACUGUAAAGAUAUGUAUACAUGUAUGAUUUCAUCUAAGCACGAAAUCAUAAGCUAAAUUUAAUAAUUUAUCAAAUUAAUAAAAAAGAGUGACUAUUAGUUACUAAUUUCAAACUA
This is a messenger RNA of Amyelois transitella, 2950 nucleotides long. Its product is annotated as beta-hexosaminidase subunit beta. Lineage: Eukaryota; Metazoa; Arthropoda; Insecta; Lepidoptera; Pyralidae. The record is from RefSeq and is a predicted model, not a curated record. Bases 166 to 1842 code for a protein of 558 amino acids. Gene Ontology annotation, molecular function: beta-N-acetylhexosaminidase activity. Gene Ontology annotation, biological process: glycosaminoglycan metabolic process; carbohydrate metabolic process; ganglioside catabolic process. Gene Ontology annotation, cellular component: membrane. The transcript has 10 exons.